AUGGCUAAAUGUAAUUCUAUAGUACAUCUGAAGGCAUAUCGUUUUUGGUGUAUUUGCGGUUGUUUGCUGGCAGUUGGGCAAGCUGGCGUAAUUGGAGAGUUGCUCGCAGCCGCGCCCGCAGCGGUUGCAGUACAGCCAGCAGCAGCAGCAGCAGCAGCAACCCUUCCACUGUCCACAGCCACGCUCGCGGUACCAACUAUCGCAACGUCCACCUCCAAUGUGAUACGGGGUAUCGGUAAUUUAGGUGCCAUAUCGGCCUAUGCGAAGAGCAUAGACACGCCGUUCAGUAGCGUCAGGAAAGCGGACGUACGCGUUAACAAUCCUGGAAUCGUGACGGCGACUGCUGUACCCGCCCCGGUAGUUGCGGUCGCAAAUACCGCUAUUGCAGCCCCAGUGGCUACAGCUGCUGUUGCUGCACCUACAACACUUCUUACACCUGGAUUGACAACCGCAAUCGCAGCUGCACCCGCUGCUAUCACUACUGGUUUAGCGGCUGCCCCUCUAGGACUUAAUGGUAUAGCCUUGAAUGGGAUAGGAGCCGUCAAGGUCCUCUAAGGUCUACGCUUGAAUUUGUAUUACAGAGCGAUAAUUCGAUUAAAAACUCGAUAUUUUACCAUUAUCGACCAUGAGAUGCAUUCGAACAUUUGUAUCGGAUCGGAAUCGUUGUUACAAUUCAAACGAUCUUCUCUGUCAAAUGUAAUAAUCGAUUAUUCAAUAAACGUACAAUUGUUAUUCUA
Molecule: messenger RNA, 737 nt
Organism: Apis florea (little honeybee)
Lineage: Eukaryota; Metazoa; Arthropoda; Insecta; Hymenoptera; Apidae
Gene: CPF2
Product: cuticular protein CPF2
Source: RefSeq, a predicted model, not a curated record